AUGGCACCUAAGUUCCUUUGCAUCCUGAUCUUGGGCCUUGUUGCCCUGCAGACGGUCUCUGCCGCUUUCAACGGUCUCUAUGGCGUUGGAGCCCUGAACGGCCUCGGUCUCAACUACGGCGGUCUUUACGGUAAAGGCUACGGUGGUCUAUACGGUGGUUACGGCUACGGCGGCCUUGGCGGCUACGGCGGCUACGGUGGUUAUGGUCUCCUUGGCGGCCUCGGUGGUAAAUACGGUGGAUAUGGUGUCUAUGGCGGCUACGGCGGCAAACUCGGCUACGGCUACGGCGGCAAGCUCGGCUAA
Lingula anatina is the source of this 303-nucleotide messenger RNA. RefSeq names its product keratin-associated protein 19-2-like. The record is from RefSeq and is a predicted model, not a curated record. NCBI's taxonomy places the organism in Eukaryota, Metazoa, Brachiopoda, Lingulata, Lingulida, Lingulidae.